Messenger RNA from Aspergillus versicolor CBS 583.65, 957 nucleotides. Its product is annotated as cation diffusion facilitator family transporter. Gene Ontology annotation, cellular component: membrane. The record is from RefSeq and is a predicted model, not a curated record. The transcript is spliced from 7 exons. Gene Ontology annotation, biological process: intracellular zinc ion homeostasis; zinc ion transmembrane transport. Gene Ontology annotation, molecular function: zinc ion transmembrane transporter activity. The coding region runs from base 1 to 957 and encodes 318 amino acids. NCBI's taxonomy places the organism in Eukaryota, Fungi, Ascomycota, Eurotiomycetes, Eurotiales, Aspergillaceae.
AUGCCAUUCAAACCCUCUCGGAUCCAACGCCUCAGCGUGGUGACGGGCAUAUCAAUGACAUUCUUCAUCGCUGAGAUAUCUGUCGGCUUUUAUACAGGCUCUCUCGCUCUCAUUGCCGAUGCCUUUCACUAUCUUAGCGAUGUCGUCGGGUUCAUGGUUGCGCUGGUCGCCGCCAUUGUCGAGAAAAAGCAUUCGCCACCGCCGUCCUUCACAUUUGGGUGGCAGCGAUCCCAAUUACUCGGUGCAUUCUUCAAUGGAGUUCUACUGUUUUCACUUGGGAUUAGCACAUUCUUGCAGUCAAUUGAGCGGUUCAUCAGAUUGGAGAAGCACGGCCACGAAGACAGACACGAUACCCACCGCGAUGAGAAUUCAGACACCGAACAAGCCAUCAUCCCACACAAACAGCCCAAGCCCAAGCCAAAGCCAGACCUCGCUCUAAUGGCAGUAUUGGUACAUAUCCUGGGCGACUGCGCAAACAAUCUCGGAAUAAUCAUCGCCGGCCUCAUAAUCUGGCAGACGGAUUACAGUGGACGUUAUUAUGCAGACCCCGCGGUGGGAAUGGCUAUUGCAGUGAUGAUCUUCCUCUCGUCUCUUCCUUUCAUUAAGCGAGGCGGGCGUAUGCUGCUCCAGAGCGCUCCGGACGGCGUUGAGCCGGAGAAUGUGAAGCGUGAUUUACUACAGAUUCCGGGAAUUACCGCGGUGCAUGAGCUUCACAUAUGGCAGUUAAACCAGGAGAAGUCCAUUGCCUCCGCUCAUCUCGUCCUCGAAAACGACGAUGAGGUAGACUUCUACAGGCUUGUUAAGACAGUGAAUGAGCAUUUCUAUGGAUACGGAAUUCAUCAUGCUACAAUCCAGCCGGUGGCAGUAGAUGUGAACCAGGAAGAUGUCAGUGUUGCUACAGUGGAGAGUGGCAAGCAUGGAAGAAUGGAAAUGACUCAGGUGAGAAGUAUUUGGUAG